AUGCCCUGCGUUUUGGCGCAAAAUAUGCUUUGGACUGUAACUAGAUUUGCGUCGUUUUUGAGGUAAGCGUACAUAGCAACCUCACGACAGCCAGGCUGUAGUACGAAUACGCCCUUUCUGCGUUCCGUUAUAUUCACUACGGUACUAACUUUGAAUUCUUGCUAUAAAGUCGGUUAAUUCGUUCUGAGAGUUUUGCCCUUUUUCUUUUAUGCGUUGAUUAAUUAACCGACCUGGUCACGGUUGUUGCACAAUCCUAAAGAAUACACAUAUUUAUAUUAGCGUCAACUUUUUGUGCUUGGCUUCGUCCAUUCGUACCGCAAUAUUGCGGUACAUACAUAUGUAUGUGCGAUCUUUAGAGCUUAUUAGCCGUCAGCCUACAGUUAAAGACUUCAAGCAAUAUUUCUUACUGCCAACGCGGUAACCCGACAGCAAGGUUAACAGAAAAUUUCAUAAGAGCUGAGUUACCCGCUAUGCCGAGCCCAGUGGGGAUAAAUGGUACUCGGAAACUACCAGUUUAUUUACCAUGUCAACAGGUACUCUGGGCUGGGUGACCGUUGUCGAUGUGCUUUACGGCUCCAUUAUUCGCAGUUUGACCAAAACCAAACGCUGGAAUGAGUAAAUGGACCAUUUUCUCAACCAGGGUGGUCGAUUAAUCCCCUACUUCUGAAACAAAUGUCCGUCCACGGCCUACGUACUGUCGACGUUGUUACUAAGCAAUAACAAGGGCCUUGGAAGUCGUUGCUUCGCCCUUAAGGUUAGCAGAUUUUGUAUAGAAUUUCCUGCUUCUUUCUAACUCCAUGGAAUGUUUGGAGGACCAUAUUGGGACAGACUCGUUUCUGAUGACUGAGACCCAACUAUUUUUCGGCACCUCAUUUAAGGAGAAAAAACGAGAUAUAUCAGCGACUGCGGCACACCUUUUAUCGUCGUUUCUGAAACCGUUUUUAUCCCCAUCAUUCACAAACGUUGUAGAGUGACCGCGACUCAAAGAUAAAAAAUAAUCGAGCCCGGGCUUCUAAUAAAGGUAGAUGCAUCGACUGGAUAUUCACGCUGAAGCUCACUCCCUAAUUCUGCCACGGCUACCAGCAACCCACCGUAGUCUAUUUCGUCGACUUUAGUGCAGUGUUUGCGAUCGUUUUUAGUGAGUCCCCAUGACUUAUAAUAUAAUAAGCUGAUGUUUCCCAGGAAUUUCGCUGUCUUCAAUGCUUACUAUCCACCAUCGCGUGGUUUUCGGCUAACAGCACUGCCAGACGUUCAAUUUUCUGCUUCGCAUCUGACAAGAUUGCAUCCAAUACCUCUUCCUGCUUAACUGCGACCUCGACUAGCUACCUGGAUGACCUGCAAAUCUAGGGUGUGUCGGAUUCGUAUCGGGACGCCCAUCGACAGUCUUCGUCUACGCUGACAAUGCGGUCCUCCUAUUGUUAAGAUGUAAUGCAUUUCAGAAUCUAGUCCUUUGGUAAACGAGAUAUCAAAUCAGUCGCUUCGCUCAGGGAGAAGGCAACAACCGAAGUAUUGUCAGGCUGCAUCCCUGACUAAAAGAAGGCUCAUCUCAUGGUCAACGACUGUAAGUUUAGAGAAAUGUGCUAUUUCAACUAUCUUGGUGUCAGGUCUUCUUCGAGCGUAAAGAAUAAGGAUGGGAUUGUCGCCAAAUCUAUGCUGUUCGCGGAGUUUUCGCAAGCUUUUGAAGCGUCUCGUGUAUCCGUUCCGAUAUCUUCGUAGCCCGGGACAUUCUUGUUUGGUUGUGAAUUCGGGGGUUUUCAGCCUUUUUUGCCUGAUAGUGAUUCUGCGAAUGGAGUUUAUAGACUUCGUUUCAACUGUCACAAUGUACUCACUGCAACUACAUUGCGAGGAUAUCAGGGAAAGGCGCCAGCGUUGGCUUUGUACUUUCCUUAUCGUUCUCAUCACAUGGUCAGAGCCGAUGUCCAUGGUCCCACUGAACGCAACACAGAGGGGGUCAACCUGAAACCCUUAAAGACUAAGCGGUGGUUCCAGCCACCGCCUUUUGCCCAAAUAGGGAUCAGAGUAGUAUAACAUCACAGACAUGCUAUUUGUGAUUUUACCACAUACGAGCCGAUCCCUAUCCAUGUAGCUUCUUCGUAGACUUUUCGGAUGACAGACGUUACCUUCGAUCUGUAACUCCUUGUCCAAGCGCGUUCCUUUUUGCGUGGAAGAAUACCUUAUUUUGGCUUGAUCCGACAAGUGCCUCAUGCUUUCUAGAAUGUGGAUUCUUGUAUGCUGUCUGCGUUUGUUGGUGACCUAACUCAUGAAAAAUUAACUGGAAUUUUGAAAUAUGAUUUGGGUUCGAAAAAUUUGCUUGUGUAAGGUUAUACUGCAGAUUACUAUGCAGCAUAAUCCCGAGACAUUUCAGUCAUGCCAGGAAGUGGACUUCUGAAUAUGCGUCUGUCUAGUCGUCGGUAGAAAUGACUACCUGAGCGUUGCUAUUUUCUUCGAUUGAUUUCCAACGGUCUUAUCAAUUCAAAGGUAUUUUUAAAAAAAAACAUGCACAAAAAUACCGUUUCCCAUACCCCUAUUGUAAUAAAUGACGUACUCAAAUUUUUUACCUGUCAAUUUACCUGAAAUUGUAAAAAUUUCCGAGUAAUUUGAGUUCAUCGUACCGCCUCACUUACGUUCAGGAUUUCUAGAGUAUUAGCUGCACGGUUUCAUUUGAGGAAAAUAAGACAGUUUUCUAUGCUAUUACGAAGAGAAUAUACGGAAGUUUAUUAAAUUUUAAAAUUGAUAUGAACCACAUCGCACGCUUUACAAUAAGCGUUAGUAAACGGACAGAUACGACGGAUUCUCGGUCUUGGAGAAUACCAUGGAUAUAGACAUUUUCAAACCCAGAACUACCAUUUAUUUGGGCGGAAAAUCUGAAGACGCAGUUUCCUACAAAGUGAGUACAAGAAGAGAUGUCAUUACGCAUGGUAUAAAAUAUACUAGAAAACUCGUACUGUUUAAGCUGUCGUUUUUGGCGAAUGCGACUUUUUCAGGCGGCUGGAAAGACAAGCAUUCAUUAGUCGGCAUCCUGGCUCGACUGAAAUAGCAUGGGAUUAUCGCAUGGUAAUAAAUAUUACAACUUUACCCUAGUAAACGUUUCAAAACAAAACCACAUUUCAGAAUUUCAGUCGAUGUUUCAUAAGUCACCCUCUCAUGACUUACCCUCAGAUUCUUCUCCCAUUGCCAAUCGGACACUCUUUAGUUUCUUUGGUUUGUAAAAUAAAAAGGUUCUUCCCUAUAUGGGCAGUCCCUUCACUCGGGUUUUUCUCGAACUCAUUGAAUCACUUAGAGCUACCCUGCCACAAAUGUUGCUGGCAAAGAAAUUUUGUCUUAACACUGGGACUUCAUGUACCCACAGCCAUUUCAGCUGGAAUUUGUAGUAGGUUAACCCAGUCCAUAUCCACUGACAAGGUUCUGCCUUCAAGCACUCGGUAGGUUAUCAGGCCGUUGAAACUCGUCUUGCCUGACAGCCUCUCAAGUUCCUGUUCUGCCGACUCCAGGUUGAAGAUGCUCGCCAUAAGUUAACUUGAUUUACUGUUCGGUUUGGCAUAUAUCUGCGUUUCGUCUUCUUUAUGAUCAGGUCAUAACAGGUGGAUAAGACGUAGAAUCCCGUCUAUUGUUUCAAUUUCUAUUCUCAGCCUGGUUCUAUGCCAUGGACAAGCCGCAAAUCAUCGGUCACAUACAAAAGUCGUUGAACUACACGCUUUAUGAUUGCAAAUGGGUCCCCGUCAGCACGAAGUUUGUAGUUGUGGGUUCCAAUCCUCGUGGCACCGCCCAGCUCCAGGUGUAUGACGUCACUGCAACAGAUGUGAAGCUUGUAUACGAGGUAAACAGUUGUCAUAUGCACUGUGAUUCAUUUCCUGUUAUUCUAAUCACCUUCCUUCUCCUUCGUCUUUGACUCCGUUGCAGUUGUCUUUUUUACAUCGAGAGUCAAGUUUCCUGAGAAAUGUGAACACUUCAUAUGCGAAGGCAUUUCUAAACGCGCAACGAGUUCCCCACUUGAUCCCCCAUGUCUCCGUGAGCCUUAAGGAUUUUGCCGAAAUCGCCAAGAUCUCGUUCUUUCGCAAGUGCGAUGGGCUUCCCAACAAAAUUUAUAAUUUAUGAUUUGUUUCUUUAUCCUCUGGCCUGAUCUUAAUCUCCAUAAGCCUCUAUGUGUUUGAAAGCCUUAUCAAAGGUCAAAAUGCCAUUGUAUUCGUCAGCUUUAGAGUGAACGUCCUCUUCCUCCUGCGUACGUCAAGUUAUGUAGAAUGGCGAUGGGUUGGCAUAAUAUUCUUGGUUACUUAGUUGAGACGUAGUUUACAAUUGUCAUGUUGCUUCUGACAAGCUUCGCGCAAUCUCAACCUCAUUACAAUUUCGAGAUACCUAUGACGUGAUCCACCCUCAAUGCUUUACAACAGUCUUCUCGGAGGCGAGCAAAAAUAUGCCUCUGCUUGUGUCGUCGACUGUUAAAAGUGUGUCUAUUUCAGUCCAUUUCGUGGAUUCUUCUUCUACACCCUGCCGCAAGUCAGACUUGCAAAUUUCUAUGGGACUUGUUUCGCUUCUUUCAAGUCCAAAGUGCUCUUCUGGACUUGAGUGCGAAUACUGACCAAUGGGAGCUCCUAGGAGACGUAGCAUUUUGUUGUAUGCUGUUCAUUAUAUCGGCAGAACGGAAGGCUUAUGUCGAUCCUUAUCGCCUGUUAAGCCGACAAGCUAUCAUCCCGAAGUGAACAGAGGGUCUGCUACUCAUACCUACUAUCAUUGUGUUAAUCUGCCCUUGUGGUCAGUACUGUGGGUAUGUGAGGGUAACUAGUUCGAGGAGUAGGAGUCAAAGCCAGCGACCCAUUGAUUUGGCCUCUAUGACGCCCACGUAAACAUAGGAUUCGAGCCUCCAUUCCAAAAGGCCCCGUACAUUGUCCGGGGACCAGGUCGCGUGUGGCACGCGUAGACGGGCUGUUUAACCUUGCCAACUACCACGUCAGAGCUCAUCCCCGGCCUUCUUGAAAUUGACUCGCCAUUGGAAACUCGUGGGUGAGGGAGGGGAGCCUAUGGCAGAUGCUGCGCAAGUCUGCCCCUCUGUAAACUAAUUUAAGCAAAAGUCACCGGUGCUGUGUUCACCCCGUAGGGCACACGGUGGAGGUCGUUGCCGGCGGCGGUCGGACUCUCGGUCAACGAUCAUAAGUACUAUGAGUUUGUCCGAGGCGCAGCCGUUAACAGAUUGAGGGGAAAUUGCACGGUAAGGUUGCCUAAUCAACUCCGCAGUGAUGAGGCAUGCCGAGAUGUAUUGUGUGAACAGCCUGACAAGUAUCUAAUCAUCCGGAUUGUUGGCCUGAAGGCUUCUGUUCUGCCGACGGUUUCCUGUCAUAAUUGCGUUUUUUCAAGCCAGACUUGAAAUUAGAAACAAGACCGUUGACUGGUGUUGUCUAUUGGAAAAACAAGAAAUAUCGGCCUAUAGUACUAGUCGCCAUACGACUGCCUCAAGACAAAACGAGAAUAACAGGUCUCGUGACGCGGUCGGUGGGCGCCCCCUAGAUAAACAUUGAGAGACAGGACAGUGCCGAUGGGUACUGAUAAUGUCGGCGAAUGCCGAAUGUUUCUCUUUAUGACCUAUUUAGAAGACGAAACUACUUUUUGGCACUCGUCUUUUUGGACGACAUUUCCUCAAUUUGAUAUUCGGCAGUCCUCUUAAAGGCAGCCUUUGAAUUUAGGAUAAUUGCGUUUAGCCGUUGUUGGUACAAGUGAUUAUGCUCCGGCUCUAAGUAAGGAAAGUAUAUACUGAUUUUUCGUGAGGAGGGAUUGUCCUGGUGUCAGCCAAGUCUCGUGUUUUCCUUUCCACGCAUCGUCGAUUGUCUGAGCCUAUCAACUAGUUGGUGGCGGGAUUUAGUACUGUGGCUAAUAGCGUGAAAGUUAGUCUGUCCCUAUUGGCCUAAUUACAGUAACGUUUUCCACUCUACUUGCAUACGGCCAGUAGUUUGUUCUUUUUUCACAUCUAAGCGUGCACAUUCGAGGCUCGAAAUCCAUACAUCUAGCUUCGAACUACGCUUUUUCUAAUUUUUUUUUGGGAGCGAAACUGCAAAGAAAACAACCGAGUUAGCGACCAGUAAGGACUGGACAACGGUUCUGUAGAUCAUGCAGAGUGCCGGUCCCAAGACUUCACCAAUGAACUCCGCGCGUUUACAGUCUCGUAUUUGUGAUAAUCCAUGACUGAUCUGACGCAACCACGAUUUCGAUUUUCUAGUAUUUCAACUAAUAAGCCGUACCCUGGUGCCUCAAGAUUUCCAACGCUAGAGCUAAUUUUGCGUUAUGAUGAUUGGUUCCAGUUCACCUCCUCAGUCUACUCGAUGCCAAUUCCAUCGAUUACCGAGGGUACGGAGACAGGUACUCCUUUGCUUUCAUCUUAAUUGGCAUUCUCUCUCCCCGUAGUCUGGACGCCCUGAUUACAUAUUCAAGACGUCGAACCUUUUCUGAAGUGAACCUCACAGUGCUCAUUGACUCGUCUUUUGUUUGUAAACUAUGCGCUGCCAACUGAUGUCAAAAGUUCAUGUUUUCUGCAAAACAACUGAUUCUUUCCCGUCUCUGAGCCUUGUGACAAGUACAAGACGCCUAGCAGAACGAGUCCUGAAGAAAUAGCGCCAGCAACACUUUUGCGCAAGUUAUAACACAUUUUGCUUAGUUGAAAUUUACCCCGUUCUUUUUGUGUCCUAUUGUAUACAUGUCUCCAUCUAUCUCUUCAGUGGAAUUUACCAAAUUGUUUAUUUGCUAAUUAUUUAGGUAGAAAAGUCCAAUUCCUACAAAUGCUGCACAUUUGGCGCAUCCCGUCUCCCCUACGCUCACCUUGCAACGGGCGCCUUCAAUGGACGCAUGGCCAUUUGGGAUUUAGCUGAGGGUGGGCGUCUAGACGCGCCCAUCUACGCAGUCCAGGCACAUUCUGAAAUCAUAAACACCAUCGACGGCGUUGGUGGACUCGGCGUGGGUGAGGGCGCGCCAGAGAUAGCAACAGGCAGUCGAGACGGAACCGUCAAGGUCUGGGAUCCCCGACAGCCCAAAACACCCGUUGUCACUAUGGAACCAUCUCAGGACGAGAAGCAGUCCAGCGCUGGAGACAAUCCCUCAGUUGGGUCAAGCCGAGACUGUUGGACUGUGGCCUUUGGACACGCUUAUAAUGCUCACGAUCGCUGUCUAGCGGCAGGCUAUGACAAUGGUGAUAUCAAACUGUUUGAUCUGCGCGCCAUGAAGGUGCGCUGGGAGAAGAACGUCCGGAACGGCGUCUGUGCGCUGGAGUUUGAUCGGAAAGACAUUGACAUGAACAAACUCGUGGCAACCACGCUGGAGUCGAAGAUUCACGUCUUCGAUAUGCGCACUCAACAUCCAGAGAAGGGAUUCGCCUGCCUCACCGAGAAGGCCCACUCCUCGACUGUUUGGCAGGUCCGACAUCUGCCGCAGCAGAGGGACAUCUUUAUGACGACCGGUGGGAACGGGUCAUUGUGCCUCUGGAAGUACAAUUACCCGGCAAAGCGCCGGAAGAUGGUUCAGGUGACCCCCACUGCUGAGGGUCAACCGGCGACUGAAGUGGCUGAAGGUGUGGCCGGCAGUCUUUCACUGCUGCAAAACAUCACACUGUCAACACAACCCAUCGCCGGUCUAGACUGGUGUAGGGACAAGAUGGGUUUGGCCGUCUGUGUGGCCUUUGAUCAAACUCUCCGCCUGCUCAUUGUUACCAAAUUAAAUAGAGUGUGA
Messenger RNA from Spirometra erinaceieuropaei, 7704 nucleotides. Lineage: Eukaryota; Metazoa; Platyhelminthes; Cestoda; Diphyllobothriidea; Diphyllobothriidae. The record is from the annotation of a GenBank genome assembly.